Molecule: messenger RNA, 1530 nt
Organism: Macrosiphum euphorbiae (potato aphid)
Lineage: Eukaryota; Metazoa; Arthropoda; Insecta; Hemiptera; Aphididae
Source: the annotation of a GenBank genome assembly
AUGGCUGGACAUAGCAGUAACUUGUCUGACGCGAUGGGCGCUUUGUCUGUAGCCGAUGACCACUCUAUAGAACCCGGAUUGGACGACAACAUUCAGGCACAGCUAAGAAAAAUCAAAAAUGAUUUCGAAAGCGUUUUCUCGUGGGACAUCAUUCAAUCAUCGGAAUUCGAUCAAAACAUAAUUGAUAAAGUACAAGAAAACCUAGAAAUGAUCAUCAUGGAUGGCAAGGACGAUGAAUUCAAUUUUUCUAGAUUCUAUUUACAAUUAACUACCAUUUAUGAACAUUAUAUGAGCAAAAGAUAUAUGGAAUCAUAUUUGGAAAUUGAAACUAUGGUUACAUUCAUGGAAACGUGUAAAUUUGACGAGUCAAACCAACAGUACUCUGAUGCAUACCAUCAUAUUGCACGGGCCACCAAAGCGUUUAUUGCAUCAACACUGAAGAUUGAUUCAAAAAAGUUACUGAGUGAUGUUAAACCAAUUAACAAUUUUAAUGAAGCUGAGAAAGCUGCUAUUUGUGCCGUAAAAGCCAGCAUUUUUAUGCUUUAUCCUCCAAAUGGAAAUUAUAUUGCUUUAGAAUUGGCUAGUCAAGCAUGUACUGAACCUGAAUGGAUAAUCAUUUGGUUAAAAGUCAAAAAACGAGUAAGACAUCGUGAUGAACCAUAUAAAAUACCUGGGGAUGAUGAAAUUGGUGCUGCUUUGAAGUUAUAUGAUACACAAUCAAAGCCUGAACUUCUAAUUCAAGCUUAUCAGACUUUUAAGGAAACCGGAUUUAUUAAUAAAAUUAACAACAACCAUAGAAAAUCACAACAUUUUUAUAAGCUUUCCUCUGCUAUUGCUAAAAAAACAAUUGAUUUGGUAAAGAAGAAUAUGGACAAACAAAAUCCUGUAUUACUGAUGCAUUGUCUACACUAUCCUAAAUAUUUAUUGUCACAAGAAUUUAUAGACAAUAUAAUUACAAGACUGACAAAUAUUAAAAAUAGUUGUGUGCAUCUAACUAUAGGCAGAUAUUAUCUAGACCGUGAAAAAGAUUAUCAAAAAGCUAAGACGUAUUUCUCUCGUGGAAUGGUUUAUGGUAAUUUCGAUAGCUCAUUGCAGUUAAUAAAAGUAGAAUGCCUGUUACAAUCUGUCGAUAAAUUUCCUUAUGUUCAGACAUUAAAUGAUUUGUAUGAUGUUUUUCCAAGUCCAAAUAAAAGGGUUAAUAUUUUAAUGCAUAUAUUGAUAUAUUACAACUACUGUGAGAAAAAUCCAAAAGAAAUGAUGCACUAUUUAAAAUUUUAUAUUGAUCAAGACAUUGCAGAUGUUAUUAAAAAACGUAAACUAAUGUUUGUUCGUUCAUUGUUUAAUGUUGGCAGAUUUUUAGAACCAAAUGAUUUUCUGAACGAUUUAUCUACAAAUGUUAAAGAAUUAAUUAACAAUAAUAAGUGGAAUGAAGAAGAAAAAAAGAUAAUUGAAAACACAUUUGAUCGGUUCAAUAAAAUAUUGCAAUUGAACAUUCAAGACAAUAAUUUUGAUGAUGAUAAUAAAUUAUAA